Messenger RNA from Ctenopharyngodon idella (grass carp), 2307 nucleotides. Its product is annotated as 4-galactosyl-N-acetylglucosaminide 3-alpha-L-fucosyltransferase 9-like. Gene Ontology annotation, cellular component: membrane. The record is from RefSeq and is a predicted model, not a curated record. The transcript is spliced from 3 exons. The coding region runs from base 123 to 1211 and encodes 362 amino acids. NCBI's taxonomy places the organism in Eukaryota, Metazoa, Chordata, Actinopteri, Cypriniformes, Xenocyprididae. Gene Ontology annotation, molecular function: alpha-(1->3)-fucosyltransferase activity.
CCCAACUGCUUAGCCGAUGAUUUGGCACAACAGUUCACUAGACCUCUGCUUGAGAACAGGCCACCUGCAUCGGACUGAAAGGCAGCUAACUGAAAACCCUGGUCUUCAUCCCCAACAGAACCAUGUCAAAUGAGAACCAAAGUUUACUUCAACCCAGAUGUUUGCUUCUUAUUUUAUCUGUUGGAUUGAACAUAUUUUUUAUAAAUGAAUUCUCUGGCCAUCAUUAUAAAGAAUCGCUAACAGCAAUAACGUUUACAGCAUCUGAAGACAAGCCUCUGGAAAACAACACUAUCCUACUCAUAUGGUUUUGGCCAUUUGGAAAAAAAUUCGACCUAAACUCUUGCAGUUCCAUAUAUAAUAUAGACGGCUGUUACUUAACAGUAGACAGAGAUCUUUACAGCGAGGCUCAUGGAGUACUGAUAAAUCACAGUGACAUUAAUAGUGACCUGUCAAAUUUACCCACAAAACCACGGCCUUUCUUCCAGAAAUGGAUAUGGAUGCACUUUGAGUCUCCACAAAACACAAGACGACUCAACGGUCUGGAGAACCUGUUUAAUGUGACACUGAAUUAUAGACGGGAUGCUGAUAUUGUUCUUCGUGAACAAAUUGUGCUUAAAACUGAAGAUAAUGAGGAUAAGAUAUUUCCACAAGUUCUGGACAAAAAGGACAAGUUAGUUUGCUGGAUUGUGAGCAACUGGAAUGAGAAGCAUGAAAGGGUAAAAUACUAUAAUGAGCUAAAAAAACACAUUGACAUUUAUGCUCUUGGGCAUCAUUUUGGGAAAGAAGUAAGUAAUGCACAAUACAAUGAAAUAUUAACCAGAUGUAAGUUCUAUCUGUCAUUUGAGAACACAGUCCUUCAUUACGACUACAUGACAGAAAAGCUGUUCAAUCCCCUCACACUCGGAUCAGUGCCAGUGGCUCUUGGGGCUCCAAGAUACAUAUAUGAAAGGUUUGUGCCAAGAGAUGCUUUCAUCCACGUGAAGGAUUUCUCCAGCCCUCAGAAACUGGCUGAACACCUGCUGUCAUUGGACAAGAAUGUUGAAGAAUAUAAAAAGUAUUUUCAGUGGCGAAAACACUUUGAAGUAAAACUUGUUAUCUAUCCCCAAGAGCACGCAUGCCGUGCCUGUCAUUAUAUACGGACAAAGAAAGACUACCAGUUUUUUGGAAACCUUAACAAAUGGUACUGGGAUCCCAUCAAUGAUGGGACCUAAAGGUCAUGGGUGUCUUUUUGUGACUGUAUUGCUUUUGAUAUUUCCAAAACAAUGCUCAGCAGCUUUAAUUUUGUAUAAAGGCUGGAAUAAAUUACAAGACUUUUAAAUCUGAACAGAUUUUCAAAGAGAAAAACAGGCAUCACACAUUAAAUGACCGAGGAUCACAAACUACCAAGCUGUGCCUGAAAUCACAUACUGUAUAGUAGGUACUACAUUUGGUUUUAAACUUACUUUGCAACCAUUUAAAAAGUAUGUUCUAUAUAGUAUGAAUGUGUGUCUAUUAAUAACAUACUAUAUCCGCCAUGUUGUCAUUGUCGCUUCACAUCUAUUCUCAAAACCUCUUCUGUGGCCCAGGGAUAGUAAAGUGUCCAUCGAAUGCACACUUCGGUCGUAGUGUACUUCGGUCGUCAGGGUACUUUUUACCUACUGUUUUAUGAAUACUGUGAAUUCAGACAUACUACUUGGCUCACAUACUGUUUUCCACAUACUAGUAUGGAAGUAGGCAUAUUUGGACGCAGCCAGACUUUAAAGUUGUUCGGAUCACAACAAACUCAGAAACGCAGAAACAUGCUCCUCGUCACUAUAGAGAAUGUGAAGCUACAUCACGGCACGUUGCAUGCUGGGGCCAUGCCUCCAUCUUAGGAGGAUCGCCCUCUGCUACUGAUUCUGAAUUUAAUACCGAUACCUGCACCUUUUGUUUUGGUUUUGCCUUUAAAUGCAUAUUCACAUUCUCCAUGGCAUCAUUUGCAGGGAAGAGAAGCUAUUUUAUUGCAUUGCAUGAUAAUUUAAAGUUUCCACAGUAGUUUUGCAGAAUUCCGUUCACAUUAUAUCUGGUUACCAUGAAAACAGUGUCAGGCGCUGAGCGCUCGUUGUUGCUUCUUCAGCUGUCACACGCUAGAAAUGUCCAAAUAAAAAUAUGUGUACAACAAGCUGAAAGAAGUCGAUCCAUUUCUUCAUUGGAAACAUUUAAAUGUAACUUAAGUUUGAUUGUUGUCAUUGAAAUACUUUCCCAUGACCACGGAGGGGACAGACACCAACUCCCUGGUGUUUAUAUAUUUAUUUCAACACACGACAAGCAUAAUCAAAUCCCUAGAAG